ACACGCCUGUCGCUCGUGCUGCUGCUCGUUCGCUGGCGGGCUCAGCAGCGCGGAGCGGCGGGGCCGCACCGGAGCGGGGCCGGUGUCGGUGUCGGUGCCGCUUCGGUACCGCUGUCGCUGUCGGUGCCGGAGCCGCCCCGGGGCGGUGCCCGGCGCUCCCGAGCCUGCGCGGCGGCGGCGGCGGCCAUGGAGGUGCAGGUGGCCCCGCUGCGGGCCUGGGACGAUUUCUUCCCCGGCUCGGAUCGCUUCGCGCUGCCCGACCUCAAGGACAUCUCGAAAUGGAACAACCGCGUGGUCAGCAACCUGCUCUACUACCAGACCAACUACCUGAUGGUGGCCGCCGCGCUCGUCUCCAUCGUGGGGUUUCUGAGUCCCCUGAACAUGCUCAUUGGUGGCACUGUGGUGGUGCUGGUUUUCCUGGGCUUUGUGUGGAUGUCACACAACAAGGAUGUACUCCGCAAGCUGAAGAAGCAGUACCCAACCACUUUUGUCCUGGCCAUCAUGCUGUCUAGCUACUUCUUGAUCUCCUAUCUGGGAGAUGUCAUGGUGUUCAUGUUUGGGAUCACGCUUCCUCUCCUCUUGAUGUUUGUCCAUGCUUCCCUGAGGCUCCGGAACAUACAGAACAAGCUGCAGAACAAGAUGGAGGGGAUAGGCUUGAAGAAGACCCCGAUGGGCUUCAUACUGGAUGCUCUAGAACAGCAAGAGGAUAGUAUCAACAAACUGGCUGACUACAUAUCUAAAGUAAAGGAGUAAGCAGCUGCAACGUGGCAUUUCUGCCUGUUGCAGGAGCGUAGUUGCUAUUUACUAUUGUUCAAGCUUGCUUUCAGUUUAUGUACAAAACAGGAAAUGCAUGUGGUACAGGUUAAUAGUUGCAGGAUACAGGUAUUCCAAGGUCUUCAGGGCUCCUCUAAGAACAUACAAACAGCAACUUUUUUUCUAUUGUAUAGCAAAAUGUUCUGGUGUUUACACAAAUACAUACUAACUUAACCAUGUUUGCUUGUCUCUUCUUCUGGGGGUAGAGGAGGAAGAGGUAGAAACCUAUGGAAUGCAGUCUCUCAAACUGUCUUGUAGCAAAUUGAUCCAUUAAAGCAACAUCCCUUUCAUCUCAGUUCUAAAAUAUUGCAGUUUAGCCAGGUUAUGCUGGGUAGCACCUGUGAGCCUGGUGGUGCUCAGAUGAGCUGGAAUGUAUCACAAGCAGGUAUCUCUUGCAUCCUCCAAAUCCUUCCCUUGAGUGCUCUGUAUUACAGAGACCACAUUACCAGCUUAACUGGCACGUGGUAAAACUGCAGUGCUUGAACCCAGUCUGGGUUCCUGUCCUCCCCUCACAGCCCUGAAACAGUCUAAAUAGCUGUAAGCAUGAAGAAUAUACAUGGCACUGCUAGUCCCAGUAACAUUUACCUUCAGGCUCUCCAAAAUCCUCAUUCAUAGAACUGCUCCCCUCUGUAGGAGAGCCAAAUAGAUAGGUUGGAUGAGCUGAUAGGUUGGAUGAGUUUCUACCCCACUGAUGUUUUGAAAUACUGCUACUCUAGGACUUACCUGCUUUAGUCUGCACAAGCUGUUUGUAGAUGGAGGUGUAUGUGUGUGUUCUUGAGCGUGGGUCAUCUUUUUCUUUCUUCUCACCCAGAAUGCAAAGAUACAGGUCAAACAUGCAUCUGUUGACUCUGUACUUCCAACACUCCUCAAAGGAAUAAACUGGAUUUCAGGUUUACAAGUAAAAGCAAUAAAUGUCAAGAUACAAUUUUUGAAAACCCAUUCCAAAUUCAUGAAGAUAUUUACCUGUUAAAACUCCUGAUGUUGAAAGCAAUGUGGGGGAUUCUUUUAUAUAUACACAACUUAACUGCCAGCUCUGAUGGAAUCAUCUUGAUAACAGGAGCUUACCAACAACAGGGGGGGGAAGUUGUCCAGGUGAGACUCCAUUUCAAAUAUUCUUGCAUUUCUCUUUUCUAAUCAAGUAAUUAAUUUAACAAAAAAGCAAGGAUCCUUGAAGUUGAAGCUUUUAUGUAACUUGCCAUGCUGUUUUCAUAGUGAACUGUGUAGAACUCUGAACAUGUCAUUCCAUUUAAGUGUUAAGCUGAUCAGUAUUUAUCAAAAAUGUCUGUAUAUUCCAGCUGAAGGGUCAAUGGCCUGUUCCUCACUUGUAGCGCAUGGUCUUUGGUUUUCAAGAACUGUUUCCACACCUAAACAACAUAGUAGCCUAUGACUUCAUCAUUACAGUAGCAUUUUAAAAACUGCACAGUUAUGAAGAAAAAUAAAUUCUAAUGGUUGGAAACUCGA
Molecule: messenger RNA, 2274 nt
Organism: Vidua chalybeata
Lineage: Eukaryota; Metazoa; Chordata; Aves; Passeriformes; Viduidae
Gene: ARL6IP5
Product: ADP ribosylation factor like GTPase 6 interacting protein 5
Exons: 3
Coding region: 187-753 (188 amino acids)
Biological process (GO): negative regulation of transport
Cellular component (GO): membrane
Source: RefSeq, a predicted model, not a curated record